CGCGCGCUUGCGGAGAAGCCAAAGGUCAGAGGUCGUGGAUCCGUCAUGGCGGCGCUGUGUCGGACCCGUGCCGUGACUGCCGAGAGUCAUUUUCUGCGAGUGUUUCUCUUCUCUCGAUCCUGUCGAGGAGCAGGCACUGAGAGUAGCUCCGGAAGCGAGAGUUCUGAUUCCACGGAGCCGAGGCCGCGCUUAGGCGGCUUCGCGAGCGCUUUGGAGCGGCUCUCGGAGCUGCAGCGGAAGGCGGAGCUCGGCCGGACGAGGGGCUCUCCAAAAAAUGUGGAAUCCUUCGCGUCUAUGCUGAGACAUUCUCCUCUUACACAGAUGGGACCUGCAAAGGACAAAAUAGUCAUUGGGCGAAUCUUUCAUAUCGUGGAGAACGAUCUUUAUAUAGAUUUUGGCGGCAAGUUUCAUUGUGUAUGUAAAAGACCGGAAGUGGACGGAGAUUUACAGGGCUUCAUAUCAAGAGGACUGAUUUUAAAGGAUCUGUUCCCAUGAAACCCCGAUAGGGGCAUCUAUCUCAUCUGCACCUGAGCUUGACUUAGAUGACGACACCUUGGACUUUGAACCACAGCCUGGUGCUAUUUUAAUAAAUGAGACUUGUGGAGAUCUUGGGCAUGGAGUGGAAAUAAUCUGUGGGCAGCACUGGGCUAUGGUGAUUUUAAAACAUAUCCACAGACUCUCUGAUGCUCCUCCCACCUAGAGGUGGAGUCUAGUUCCAUUCCUUUUGAAUACAGGCUUGCCUUACAGUAUUCACUUCUCACAAAUAGGAGGCAGUGGAAGUGACUGAGGAAGGGACCUGACUUCUGAGGCUAGGUCAUAAGGUGAUCCUACCUCACUUUCUGCUUUGGAAUUUAGCCACUAUGCUGUGAGGGACCCCAGACCACAUGGAGAGGCCAGAGGUAGGUAUCCUGGGUGACAGCCCCAGCUAAGGUCCCAGCCAUAUCUAAUGUCACAUGCCAUGCCUGGAAA
Molecule: messenger RNA, 969 nt
Organism: Dama dama (fallow deer)
Lineage: Eukaryota; Metazoa; Chordata; Mammalia; Artiodactyla; Cervidae
Gene: MRPS28
Product: mitochondrial ribosomal protein S28
Exons: 3
Coding region: 46-495 (149 amino acids)
Cellular component (GO): mitochondrial small ribosomal subunit
Source: RefSeq, a predicted model, not a curated record